AUGGAAGAUGAUGAGAUACCUCAAGAGGCUCAUAUGGUUGCUACAAUCAAUGAAGAAGACAGUCUGAAGAUUGACUCAGUUGGUGAUGUAUCUCUUCAAAAAGACGUUGACAAUGUUGCUGAAAAAGAACAUCAUAAGGUUGACAAACCUCAUAAUGUUGAAGAAAACCCUCUUGACAAAGAUCAAAGAGUUGAAGAAAAUACUAAGCAAGUUGCUCAAGAAAUUGAUGAAGAUACUCAGGAAGUUGCAAAAAUAUUGGCUUCUAAGAUGAUGAACUUCAACACUGAUGUGUUUCAAGAUGCUCAGGAAACAAUUCAGAUUGUUCAAGAAACAUCUGAAACUAAAGAUCAGAAUGUUCAAGUGUCUGUAGAUCAUAAUGUUCAGCAAAAUGAUCGUGAUGUUGAAGCUACUCAAUCCAAAAAGUUGAAGCUUCAAAGUUCAUCCCUCUGUUUUCAAGCAAGGUAG
Medicago truncatula (barrel medic) is the source of this 465-nucleotide messenger RNA. Its product is annotated as ring-infected erythrocyte surface antigen-like. Lineage: Eukaryota; Viridiplantae; Streptophyta; Magnoliopsida; Fabales; Fabaceae. The transcript has 2 exons. The record is from RefSeq and is a predicted model, not a curated record. Bases 1 to 465 code for a protein of 154 amino acids.